CAAUCUUCAGUUAAAAAGAAGGCUAAAUUCAUUAAAGGUGUUUACGCACUAGAAAGAGACAUGUUUAAAACAAAAUAAAGACUUAGGACCGCAGUCGCUGCCAUUCCACAGAAGGUAAAGAACGGACUUUGAAAUUUUCCGUCUGUGUUUAGACAGGAUCUCUCGAAAUACCGCUAAAAAAACGAAGUAAUUAUAGAAAAAGUAUUGUAACCAGUGAAGAGGAAGAAAACUGCAACACAUUUGGAGCAAUCGUGUGAGACGCCAUGUCGAAUAAGGUGAAAAUAGUGAUGGUUGGCCCGCCCGAGUGUGGAAAAACAACACUAACAAACUUUCUAAGUGAGUCUGGAGAGGUGGGAAGUGGGGAGUACAGACCCACCAAAGGGUGCAGGAUUCUGGAAUUUGAAAUGCCCAAUGUAACCUAUAACAAUACUGCAGCCAGCGUGGAGGUUGAACUGUGGGAUGUCAGUGGAGAUAGGACCUAUGAGACGUGUUGGCCCGUCAUUCAGCGAGGAGCACAGGGAGUUAUCUUUGUGUACAGCCCCGGGAGAGACGAACAUGCAAGAGUCCUUGAUAACUUAUACACGCACUUUGCUGAACAACAGGGCGUAAGUGAAGCUCAGUGUGUGGUGUUCUGCCACUACAAACCAGGAGCCAAAGGGAAAGGGGCAAAACUUUCUACUUCCUUCAACAAGAUCUCCAAAAUUGACACACACUUGGAUGAUGAUAGUGGAAGUGUGAAGAGAGAUUUCAAUGACUUCAUUGCAUCUGUCAUGGGUCACAUGUCUGAUGUUGUUGAGCGGCAAGAGAACUUUAUAUUGCAGUGAACCUUGGUGUAUUCUUGCAAAUAUAUGAAAAUGUUUUUAGUUCACAUGUGGUUAUCAACAUGCAGUGGGCUCACAUCCAAGCACAGACAUAAAAUUACACAAAAAUACACAUGUGAAGCUAAAUUUGAGCUUCAGGUCUUGUAUCUUUAAACUUAUUGUGUGCACUGACAUUUUUUCUUGUGAUUAUUUAUGUACUUGUAAAAAAAAUUAGAUGCUGUAAUGUAUUUUGGCAAGUCGGUUUCUGCACGUUGUACACUUAGUACAUUCUAGUCCUGUAAUGAAUAUUUAUGCCGUCCAUAAUAAAUUAUAUAUGAAGAA
Molecule: messenger RNA, 1142 nt
Organism: Penaeus vannamei (Pacific white shrimp)
Lineage: Eukaryota; Metazoa; Arthropoda; Malacostraca; Decapoda; Penaeidae
Product: intraflagellar transport protein 22 homolog
Biological process (GO): intracellular protein transport
Cellular component (GO): endomembrane system
Molecular function (GO): GTPase activity
Source: RefSeq, a predicted model, not a curated record